AUUCCGCGGGCCGGGCGCUGCUCCGACUUUCAGUGCAGGCUGCCCGGGAGGGGGAGCCACUGCGAUCGGCACGACCGCCUGCCCGCCACACCGGAGCCGGCUCGGCGCCGCAGCCUGAGCCGCCGCUCCACCUCCCGGGAGUGCUUCCCUCCCCUCAGCCGGUCCGCGCCAAGCGGAGCAGCGUCGGGCCAUGGCGAGCACCGCUUUCUCCAACGGACACGUCCUGUACCGGGACCUGGGCGGCGGCUCGGAGAAGAACUGCAGCGUGCUGAGGAACGGCUGCACCCGGAGUCCGCAGCAACACAAUGGCAAGUCCACUACGGAUCACCACAAGAAGUACUUCUCUGAAUCCUUUGAGCAGCCUCCGAUAUAUGUUCCUGUCCUCACUUACAUGGGCUAUGGAAUUGUGACCUUGUUUGGAUAUUUGAGAGACUUUCUGCGUUCCUGGGGCCUUGAAAAAUGUCACGCGGCACAAGAGAGAAAAGAGCAAAAGGAUUUUGUGCCACUUUAUCAAGACUUUGAAAAUUUCUACAAAAGAAAUCUAUACAUGAGAGUGCGUGACAACUGGAAUCGUCCAAUAUGCAGUGUGCCUGGCCCUACGUUUGACUUGGUGGAGAGAGUCAGUGAUGAUUACAACUGGACUUUCAGAUACACAGGACGAGUAAUUAAGGAUGUGAUAAACAUGGGGUCUUACAACUACCUGGGUUUCGCUGAAAACAAAGGGGAAUCCUUGAACUCUGUGGCAGAGGUUACAAUGACAUAUGGAGCAGGAGUGUGCAGCACGAGGCAGGAAAUGGGUAACCUUGACAAGCACAUUCAGCUUGAGGAUUUAGUCACCCAGUUCUUGGGAGUAGAGGCAGCAAUGACCUUCGGGAUGGGGUUUGCCACUAAUUCUAUGAAUAUUCCAGCCCUGGUUGGCAAGGGUUGCCUUAUUCUGAGCGAUGAGCUAAACCACACAUCUCUGAUUCUUGGUGCUCGUUUGUCAGGCUCCACCAUCCGAGUAUUUAAACACAACAAUAUCCAGAGCCUGGAGAAGCUGCUGCGAGAUGCCGUGAUCAGUGGCCAGCCCCGAACCCGGAGACCCUGGAAGAAAAUCCUGAUUCUAGUGGAGGGAAUUUACAGCAUGGAGGGUUCGAUGGUACGUUUGCCAGAAAUUGUAGCUUUGAAGAAAAAGUAUAAAGCCUACUUGUACUUGGACGAGGCACACAGUAUAGGGGCAGUGGGGCCCACAGGCCGGGGUGUGGUUGAAUACUUCGGAGUUGAUCCCAGUGACGUUGACGUGUUGAUGGGCACCUUCACCAAAAGCUUUGGUGCAACUGGUGGAUACAUUGCUGGCAAGAAGGAACUUGUGGAUUAUUUACGAGGGUAUUCCCACAGUGCUGUCUACGCUACUUCAAUGCCUCCUCCAAUAGCAGAACAAGUUAUCAGAUCACUAAAGUGUCUCAUGGGACUUGAUGGAUCAACAAUAGGUAUCGAGCGAGUGAGGCAGCUGGGUGUGAACACCCGAUAUUUCAGGCAGCGCCUGCGUGAGCUGGGUUUCAUCACCUAUGGCAACGAUGACUCCCCCGUGGUACCCCUGCUCUUGUACAUGCCUGGCAAAGUAGGUGCGUUUGCCAGAAGAAUGCUACAGAAGAACAUUGGCGUGGUUGUGGUUGGGUUCCCUGCCACUCCCAUUGUCGAAUCUCGUGCUCGCUUCUGUUUGUCCGCGGCCCACACACGACAAAUGUUGGACACAAGUGUUCUGGGGGCAGCCUGCAAGUGUCGCCACGCUUCCGGCACCAACGUAGCAUGCCCACAACUUCCUAACCCGUACGUUUUUGGAAUGUGGGAGGAAACCGGAGGAAACCCACACAGACACGGGGAGAACAUACAAACUCCUUAUAGACAGCAGCCGGAAUUGAACCCGGGUCGCUGGCACUGUAAAGCAUUACGCUAACCACUACUCCACUGUGCCUGCCCCUGUUUCACUGUUCAUUAAGGUUAACUGUUAACAGGUAUACUAUUAAUGCCCAGGUGGUGGGCUAACUACUUCAAGGCCACUUGAAAAUAGAAUGAUUAUCACAAAAGAACCUCACUACAUUGUAGGUGUUGGAUGUCCUUGAUGAAAUGGGUGACUACCUGCAAUUCAAGUACUCCAGGCGGACACCUUCCAUUCGACCUGAACUCUACGAUGAAUCCAACUUUGAGCUGGAAGACUAAGCCCCCUCCGUAGCAUGGAAUGUGAGCUAUGAGGAGAAUUGCAAAUACGCACCUCUUCAAUCCCACUAAGGGACUCAACAUGCGCACCUCCUCUUUAACGAGCAUGAAUUAGAGGAAAGGAAAGGGAAGACGUGGAGGUAGCAUUGGCAUCGUAAACUUUUCGAGCAUACCAAGCAAAGAAGCAAGGGCAUGGUGAAACAUUGGUAACAGACUGCCCACCCGUAUCCUCUUGUAUAAUGUGUCGGUAUUGUGAGGGAGAGGGCUUAGGGGAUGGGGAGGGGGUCGGGCAACCGCACUGCUGAGAUCAAUGGAAGACUGAAAACCUCGUUUGACAUCUGCAGCUGUUCUUUCUGCAGAUGUUUUUGUUCAGUCACCCUUUUUGCCUUUUUGGAGUUUUUUUAAAAAGAUAUUAUAUUAAAAAAAAAGUAGUUGCUGUUACUCCAAGCAAGCAUUUAAAAUGUAUAUUUAUCUUUACCUGUGAUUAUUGCAAUAAAUAUUCAUUCAUGAAUUCAUGAAUUAGCCAAACGUUAAACUGGGGCAUGUUCGGGUGGGGUUUAUGUUGGAUUUCGAAUCACAUGCACUUGGAUUUUCAGGCUGAUCUGGGUUCAGUCCUUAUAGUGGAGAGAAAUAGAUGUUUUGAGGGGGAAAUGUUGCCAAAGAUGAAUUAUCUAAUCAUAUGAAAUUUUGUUGAAAUGUUAAUGGAGAAAAAUAUAUGUGUAAAUACAGAAAUUAUAAUUUUUGUAAACUUUUUCUGGAGCUCCUUUUGAGACUCCUUUAAAAUAUUGUCCUUAGAUGUUUAGGUGCACAUUUGGAAUGUUGGUGUUCCAACAGUGUGGUUUAUAUGAUUUUUAAAAAUGUGAAAUUCUUUCUGCAAACAGGAUUGUAAUAUUUAUAAUGAAAAUUGUUUUGAGGGGAGCAGAAAGAAGGUUAAAUGCUGCAGCUAUCUACUCAAGGUUGUGACAUUUUAAUUUAAUUUUAAUAACUUUUCAUUGUCAGUUUUGUAAUAUUAUCUUCUUGGUUUGUGCCUGCUACAUUCCCAGUGCCUUCACAAUCCUUUUCCAGCCAUUGGGGUGAGGGCACUGUACCGUAUGCCAUAGCUGUCCUCCAGACUACUGUACCCACCUGCACAUCCUCUUAGAGUAAGGCCUUGCUGGACAAAGAACAUAAGGCCCUCCUGUCUUCUCAGGGAAAACCAAAGUCAGUGCUUUUAGUCCAGGCACAUUCAAACCCAGCGGAAAUAUGAUUGUGGCAAUGUGAUCGCAUUCCCUACUGAUUUCCAGGGAUACCCAGAACAUGACGUUGCCCAGUUAUCACAACAACAACUACAACUAGGUCCUGCACACGCACCAACCACUACAGAGCCAGCAAUGAAGGAGUUCAUUUAUGACAGAGAGGAUUUUCAAAGGAAAGUACAUUUUCUUUACAGCAAAUUUAUAGUUUCUGUUUUUUUUAACUAGCGUUUGCUUACAUUUUUUUGUUUUUAAACAAUCAAUUUGAUUCACUAUUAAACUCCAGACAGUAGCUCAGUUUCUAACACCACUUCUCAAAUCAAGGUUUGUAGCUGCCUUUGGACAAAGAUAUAAAAGAUCUCACUGAAUUCAACACUUGUCAAAAACCCUUAAAUCCAUUGCAAUGAAGACUCAGUUUCUCUUGUAGUAACUGUUGUACAGUUCUCUUGUACUAAUUAUUGCCCAUUUGAUUGCCUUAACAAAUAUGAAACCCGUUAUCACAACACAGCCACAGCUCAUAUGUGUUACAUCACCAGUAUCAAUGCCAAUGUCAACUUGCAUUGUGACAUUGACUCUACUUACACUCUUUUUAAUUGCACUUCUUCAAAAAGCUGGCGUUAAAUUAGGACAGGUGUGACUGAAAUUGCAGAUUCAUGAAGAAUUAUUCACUAUUCCUUUAAAAUCUCUAUGGAAUCUGUUUUAACACCUUGGUUCUGCGACAUAUGGCCCUGUUAACAGCAGUGGCCAGCCUGGCAUAUGGUACAGAGAAUUAACUGACUCUUCCUAACAAACCAGGGAGACUCUGGCAGUGUUUGCACUGAAGUCUGGUGUCACAUGUGGAUGCCUCUUUGCCUUUCACUGUUUAUAUUUUGCUGAACAAGUGGAGAAAUUUGCUCUCCAGUUUCAAAAGCCUGGGGUUUGAAUGGUGUGACUCCCACUGAUCGGUGCCUGGAAGUGCAAAUUAUGUUAAGUGGUUGGCGUUUAACAGUCCUUUUAAAUCACAGGCUGAGGAGCAAACCAUUAUCCCGAAUGGACUUUUAAAUGUUAACGCAGCUCCCCUAUAGUGUCAGCUGUAACUUGGUGGGUAGCCCUUUCACCUCUGAGUCAAAAGGUUACAAGUUUGAGUCCCACCCCAGAGACUUGAGUCCAAAGAUGCAGACUGACACUCUGUUGGAUUCCUGUGGAGGCGCUGCACUGUCAAAGGGACUGACUUUAAAAUGAGGUGUUGAACCGAAACUAUCUACCCUCACAGGUGGGCACAAAAGAUCCCAUAACUAUAUAUCAGAGGUAUAUCUCUGAGCUGUAUUAAUCAAAAAUACAAAUUAUGAAGUCAUUAUCACAUUGUCCUCUGUGGGAGUGUGCCAUCCACACAUCAAAUGCCGUGUUUCUGACAUUUCUGAAAGUAUGUAUUUUGAGGCUUCCUGAGGUCUUGAAGGGCAAUGUGUAAAUGCAGGUCAGUCUUCUUCCCAGAAAUCAGGAAAAAUAGGAAGCACGUGCAUGGUGUGACCAUAAUUACUUACCCACUGUGCAUGAUGUUAGUGCUUCAUGAAGUACUCAAUGAAUACAUAUGGAGCAUAUAGGGAACUGACGCAUGUGCGUGGCAGAAUUGAAGUGUUUUAUUUUUACCAGGCACUGCAUCCUGACACCCAAGGGAAAAAUGAAUCUUCCUUGCCCAUUGUUCUAACUAAACCAAGUAUGUUUUGGCAAAAUAUGCCUGUAUCUGUGCAAUGCCUGUGCUGAAAGAAUUAGAAUGCAUUGUUAAAACCUUUGGAGUAGACCCAAAGUCUGUUAUACAAUCCUCAUUAUUUGUACAUUGUAUGUGGCCAUCGCUGGCAAGGCCAGCAUUUUACAACUCAUCCCUAAUGCCCUUGAGUUGAUGGUGGGGAGCUGGUACCUUGAAACAUUGAAUUCCUUGUGGGAUUUCCUAGAACUACAUUAGCUACAAUGCAAAAUUUAGAAUAAAAAUACCCCCAUGUAACAAUAUACAGAGUCCCCUCCCCAGUUGCUAAUGGAUGUGGACCAAGUUGACCAAUUGGCAUAAAAAAGAGGACUGAACUUUUUUUCUUUUAAGCAACAUGCUGUUAAUUUAAAAGACAGGGCCUUGCCUUGCAAUUGACUGACUUUGAAGUUCUUGGUGAUUUCCACCUCAUUCUACUUGCCAUUUUGAUGAGCUGUUGUUUCCCAGUUUACCUGUACUUUAAAGAAAUGUGCCUUUUGGGAAGGGAGGACAUAUGUUUACAAACCUUAUCAAUGUAGGCUUUCCAGGAAGUAAACAUUACUUGCCCCACUUAACUUACUAAAGUAAUUCAAUGCUUUUAAUUUUAGUUUUGUAUCUUGAAAUCUACAAAACUGAUUCUAUUUAUUCUCCUCUUCAUUACUGAAUGGGACUGGAGCUAAACAUUGUUCAGGAUUUUAAACUGGAGAUUGAGGGUUGAAGUUCCUCAUGCGUAGGUUGGAGGGAAAUUGCUGCAACUUCACUUGAUAGAUGUAACAUGAAACAAGAGAGGGCUUAGAAAUUGGAUUUGCAGAUCUCAAAGGAGUACUGUCUUCCGUGGAAAAAUCGUUUGCUGAAAAUAUUCUCUUUAAGGUUACUAAACCAUAAUAAAACACUAUAAAUCCCCUUUUUAAAGGCAUCAUUUCCUCCUGCAGGCGUGAAAUUAUCAUGGAUAAGUUCACAGGAAAAAGAAGUUUUCUGCAAGCCUUUUUUCACAAAGCCAAGGAAUUGUUGAGUUGAAUUUAGAGGCAGUUUUUAAUUUGAACAUGCCUCAAUGAGGCAUUGUGAGCAAGAUGAUAUGUGUGAUAUGUUUUGUCCAUGUGUACUUGCAUGGCAUGCUCAGUAGUCUUAUUAUUCCCCUGAGCAACCAGAGCUCUCCAUGGUUGAAGUCCAAAGGGUGAAGUCUGCGCUUACUUUUAAUUUUGUACUUUUAUCCUUCAUAUUCUAAUUGGGACAUUGGAUCUGUGUCCUUGGGUAGGGCACAGAGAGAGAGAAUUAGAUUCUGCCUGUCCAUGGUGAUCCAAUGAGCUGGAGGCAUAUUAACCUGUGCUGUCACAACAGUUUCAGUUUGGCUAAAGACAGCAUGGCCUGAGAGUUUGAUUGUCCAAAGUUCCUUGCAUCCAUCAAUGGCAACUCUUCCUGCCAAAGAGCAGGAAUUUCAAGACCUCAGAUUUCAAGAAAUAUGUCCCAACUGAUUGUGAGAGUUUUUUUACUGCAGGGUACAACAUUAAAAUUCAGUGCCUUGUAUUCAUCUAAUUGCCUCCAGCUUUUAGUUGGAGUGGGAUGGUUAGAGAAGGUGGGAUUCUAAGUUAUGAUAUUGAGUCAAUCCAAGAGUUCACAACAAGAAUGAACAUAUACCCAUGCGUUGGCUCACAUUCUGAAUUCUCUGGGAAUCCAAGCCUCAAACUUGAAUCUGCCUGAAUGCUUGUUGCUAACUUAAAACUUCUGUUCAUGGGUCAGGCAUUUUGCACCCCUUGUUUCCAGCAUGGAUUUUGACAAUUGGCUGUUUGUUCUGCUGUUGUGAUAUGCUAGGUCUAUAGGUAGUACAUGAUGAAGAGAACAGGUAAGAUUGCCCUAAGCACCUCUGCAUGCACUUUUAACCUGUAAUUUCUAACCAGCUCCAAUGACAGAGCUUCCUUGGGUGGGCCAAGCUCUUCUAAGCUUCGAGAUUCAUUAGUCAUUUGUGAUUAAUACCAUUGUGCAAACUUAGCCUGCAUUUCCAGGGCAUCCGGUGCUGUUUUAAAGGGAUUGCUAUACCAUUGAAAAAAACUUAUCUAACUAUACUUCUUAAAGAAUUUUCCUAUUGAUUUACUUUGUGAAUCCAUUCUAAAACAUCAGGAUUAUAAAGCAAUAUGUAGACACCUAAUUGCUUCCAGCUUUCAGUUGAAGUGGGAUAAUUGGGAAAGGUGGGAUUUGGGAGAGUUAAAUUGUGAUAUUCAAUGUAUUCAGGAUUACACAGCAAGAAUGAACAUGACACAGAUGAUUUGCCUGGCAAUUACAUGUUCAGUGUAAAUGAAGGCUGAUUGCUCUUUUUGAUAAACAACUGUAUUUGUUCAUCUGCAUGCACUGAAAUAUAGGAAAUAGCACUUUAAGAGCUCUCAGAAGUAACCUGUACUCUGAUUUUACUGCAUGGAUUCAGAGGGCUGAUGGCUCUAUAAGUGACUGGUGCAGAGUGGUUUGUAAAUCUGAUUUAUGUAUACCUUCAUGUACCUUAAAGUGCUGAUGAUAAAAGAUUUGUAUAUAUAUUAUAAAUACAUAAUAUAUAUAUGAAUGCCGAUUAUGUUUUUAAAAUAUACAUAAUGUACAAAAAUGUUUUUUUCCCUUUUGCGAGUUCAGAAUUUUUUUAUAUAUAAAAAAUGAAGACUGGCACGUGUCAUAUCAAAUGUAUGGAACAAAUAAAGCCCUUCGCAUUCCCUUAA
Molecule: messenger RNA, 7841 nt
Organism: Pristis pectinata (smalltooth sawfish)
Lineage: Eukaryota; Metazoa; Chordata; Chondrichthyes; Rhinopristiformes; Pristidae
Gene: sptlc3
Product: serine palmitoyltransferase, long chain base subunit 3
Exons: 12
Coding region: 191-1936 (581 amino acids)
Biological process (GO): sphingosine biosynthetic process; ceramide biosynthetic process
Cellular component (GO): serine palmitoyltransferase complex
Molecular function (GO): pyridoxal phosphate binding; serine C-palmitoyltransferase activity
Source: RefSeq, a predicted model, not a curated record